Molecule: messenger RNA, 2150 nt
Organism: Fusarium odoratissimum NRRL 54006
Lineage: Eukaryota; Fungi; Ascomycota; Sordariomycetes; Hypocreales; Nectriaceae
Product: RNA polymerase II transcription factor B subunit 5
Exons: 2
Coding region: 74-310 (78 amino acids)
Biological process (GO): nucleotide-excision repair; nucleotide-excision repair, preincision complex assembly; transcription by RNA polymerase II
Cellular component (GO): transcription factor TFIIH holo complex; transcription factor TFIIH core complex
Source: RefSeq, a predicted model, not a curated record
UGAACUUAAACCUCAUUAUAAUCCUUGGAGCAUUUUCUGGACAUAUUGUUGCGCUUCCGCGAACUGGCCCAAGAUGCCUCGUGCAAUCAGAGGCGUUCUUAUCGAGUGCGAUCCUUCGAUCAAGUCCAUCAUCGUCAGCAUCGACAGUGCUAACCAUGACUACAUCAUUGAGGAUCUCGAUGAUGAACGCGUGGUUGUGAAAGAGACCAUGGUCUCAACGCUCAAGCAUAAGCUCGAAGAAGUACGUUCGAUUGCUAGCAUCAUCUUCACCCAAGCUACUUGCGACUGGAAAUGGGCUUUGUUUGAUUGACACAUUCCCAGCGACUCAAAGAAAACCUUCCUCCUGAAGAAGAAUCCGGCUCUGAGUAAGCUUCAAGCAUGUGCAACCACUGAACUAUAUACACAAUUUCAUACCCGAACGACGUGCGUCUAUGAUCCUCUCAAACUCCUAAACUACAACUUCUCAAACCUCGGCUUCGUCUUCUUCAAUCCACUCAUCAACGCCAACGAAAAGUCCUUGCCUUGCACAGCCGCUGCAUUCCAUACUUGCGUAUACCUCAAGCUCUCAGCAACAGUAUGAUCCCUGCCGUGGUUGAGCAGCUCCUUCGUUCCCUGUACAGCAACAGGGCUCUUGUCAGCAAGUGUGGUUGCCAGAGCCACAGCAGCCUGCACAGCCGCCUGUUUGCCCUCGUGAACCUGGCUCACAAAUCCUACUGACAAUGCUUCCUGUGCUGAGAAGUCUCGGGCCGUGAGACAAACGUCCUUAACCCAUGAUGUUGAGCCAACGAGCUUGGGCAGACGUGCCAGGGUUCCGAUAUCAGCGGCCAUGCCAAUGUCAACUUCCUUGACAGCGAAGCGUGUGUUGGAGGCGCAGAUGCGGAUGUCAGCGCAGCAGGCGAUAUCAAUAGCAAGGCCAAUAGAAACACCAUGAAGCACGCAAAUGACAGCUGUAAAUUUAAUCCCACAUAUAAGUAAUUCAUCUUAACAAAUCGUUGGACGAGUGACACUUACGUUUCUCGCACUUCUCCAUAGCACCAAUCGAGUCCUGAAACUCCUCAAUGUGGUUUCUCACUACCUUUGCCUUUUUGGCGAUAUCCGCCUGAGAACCAAAGAGGAUUCCAUCACUAGACGCAGACUGCACGUCCAAGCCUGCGGUAAAGGCUCGAUCGCCAGCGCCGCUGACUACAACAGCACGGACGUCUUCAUCACCGCUGAGCUGCUUGAAGACACGUCCAAACUCAAGCCAUAGUUCUUGAGUAAAGGCGUUGAGCUUCUGGGGUCGGUUUAUCUCGACAUGAGCGACGAAAGGGUUUGGUGAGCUGACAAUUAUGUUUUUGUAAGAUGUGUAAGCGGGGAGAGGUGUGGUGGAAGACAUUGUGUGGGCUUUUAACUCAAUUGCGAUUACGUUGAAAAGAGAAGAAUAUGAAUGGUAUUGUAAGAAGAGUACUUAUAAGGGAUGAAAGAAUCUCGGGGCUAAACUGUCCCAUGGGGUAGCUUGAUCUUGGCUGCGACAAAGCCCAUGUAAGAGGUGGGCUACUGAUGGAGAUGCCGAGGUUCCCACCAAUUCUAGCCAGGCUCUACGGCUAACUCCAACUCACGUGCGAUAUGAUUAACCGUUGCAAAAGUGCCUACAAAUAACCUUGUAGGAUACGAGUAUACCGUGUACACCAUCGAGGCAGAGGAUAUUCGUAUCGAGUUUAAUGAAAGUCUAUUGAAUGUGCUUCCGCACCAAAUCCUUUUAGCUGAAACGACAAAGGCGAUAACCGCCCAGAUAGCAUUAUAAUCAUUUCCGGGUCGUCUGCCCUGCCUGGGCUAGACGCCAAUGCUCCUGUUGAAAAAAUACGAACCCGGCGUGUCCAGCGCAGCGCGCCUAACUAAUCAAGCGCUCUCCCCCCUACAUCUUGUGCCUAUCAUGAAAACCAAGAGGGGGGCCUAAAUCAUAACUCUGACCAGAAGGCAAUCCCCACACUAACAAGGAAAACAAAUAAAGAGACGGCACGCCUGCCAUCUACAGCAAAAGGGUUCCGACGAGGGUGAAGAGAGUGGCGGCAGCGGAGACGUACAGGGCACCGAAGCCAAGGCUAGCAGCGCCGCUGUCAUCACCAUCAUCACCAGAGGCAGAGGCCGAACCUGUGGAUGUGGAAGAGCCC